GUUGAAUUAGCUUCAUGAUUUGUAAGCAGCUGUCCGUGCUAGCAUGGCAUCUGGUAGUCCAUAUUUUGAUGAUGUGCGGACCAAAUCUGAGGUUAUUGAUCCUCCUCAAAGUGAAGACAUGAUGGAUGUUGAAGAAGGUGUGAAUGAUGCUACUCUCAUCCCGUUAAAACCUAAUGUGACCGUUUCUAGCAGUGUUCGUGAACUUCUGGAGUGCCCUGUGUGCUUAAAUGCCAUGUACCCCCCUAUUCAUCAGUGUUCAAAUGGUCACACGUUAUGUUCUGGUUGCAAACCCAAGGUUCACAACCGGUGUCCCACUUGCAGGCAUGAUCUUGGUAAUAUAAGAUGUCUUGCAUUGGAGCAGGUGGCUGCUUCUCUGGAACUUCCAUGUAAAUAUGAGAGUUUUGGUUGCACGGGCAUAUACCCUUAUUACAGCAAGCUAAAACAUGAAUCUCAAUGUCUACAUAGACCCUAUAACUGCCCCUAUGCUGGUUCAGAAUGCACUGUUAUUGGAGAUAUUCCUUAUCUGGUGGCCCAUUUGAAAGAUGAUCACAAAGUUGACAUGCACAAUGGCAGCACUUUCAACCAUCGCUAUGUAAAAUCAAAUCCCCAUGAAGUUGAAAAUGCUACCUGGAUGCUAACGGUUUUCAGUUGCUUUGGCCAGUAUUUUUGUCUACAUUUUGAAGCUUUCCAGCUUGGGAUGGCUCCUGUCUACGUAGCAUUCUUGCGGUUCAUGGGGGAUGAUAACGAGGCAAAGAACUACAGCUACAGUCUAGAAGUGGGUGGAAAUGCGAGGAAGAUGAUUUGGCAAGGGGUGCCGCGUAGCAUUAGGGAUAGUCACCGGAAGGUUCGUGACAGUUUCGAUGGUCUCAUCAUUCAACGCAACAUGGCUCUCUUCUUCUCGGGGGGAGACCGAAAGGAGUUGAAACUUAGGGUGACUGGAAGGAUAUGGAAGGAACAGUGAUAUUAGUCUCUCCCUUAACCUCCCUUACUUCAAUCUUCUUCUAUAGUUUAGUAAGGUUAGUCACUUUUCGUUGGCUAUAAGUAGUCUCUUUUGCCCAUGUAUUUUUUGGAAUUUAGGAAGCAAACUCUCUUUGCUUGUUCAUGCUUUAAUUGCAUGAGUUAGAAGGAACUCUUAUUCUAGAAUUAAAAUAUCUUUCUGUAUUCAUGCGUGAAGAGAGGAGGGAAGGGAGUCCAUAAAUCACCCUAAGGCCCAGAGGAUGAUCACUCAUGAGUUAAAAUUGUUAAGUACAA
Molecule: messenger RNA, 1251 nt
Organism: Prunus avium (sweet cherry)
Lineage: Eukaryota; Viridiplantae; Streptophyta; Magnoliopsida; Rosales; Rosaceae
Product: E3 ubiquitin-protein ligase DIS1-like
Biological process (GO): multicellular organism development; ubiquitin-dependent protein catabolic process
Cellular component (GO): cytoplasm
Molecular function (GO): protein binding; zinc ion binding; ubiquitin protein ligase activity
Source: RefSeq, a predicted model, not a curated record